UUUAUUAAAAACCCGGUUCUAUGUUAUUCAAGUGCUUUAGUUUAAAUUCUAGUGUGCCGUGUUAAAGAACGGCAAUAACUAAACCACUAAAAAAUAAAAUAAACUAAAUAUUGUAACAAUUAAAAUAUAAAAAAAGUCCCGUGUAAAUUUAAGAAAGGACAUAAUAUUCCAGAAGUGAAUAAAAUAAUAUAUUUAUUAUAAUGUCGGCUACAUGGGAUGCAAUUUUUAAAUAUGGAGAAGUUGAUAACCGUUUCGGUUUAACCUCACCUCUAUUUACAAUAAGUGUCAUUGCGUCAUAUCUAUUAUUUGUAUAUCAAAUAGGACCGAGAUUUAUGAAAAAUAGACCUGCAUUCCAAUUAAAACAAUUUAUGACCAUUUACAAUGUGCUACAAGUUGGAGCCUGUUUAUAUAUAGUCACUGCAAUAUGGGAUCUUGAGUCUUGGGGCAUAUUUGAUUUUAAUAAAUGUAUUACCUAUGAGGUAAACACACUAAAUCGUGCUAAAUUUGAUACACUGACGUAUUUUACAUUUUGGUUAAAAAUAGCAGAAUUAUGUGAUACCGUGGUAUUCGUACUGAGAAAGAAAGAAAGGCAAAUAACAUAUUUGCAUGUAUUCCAUCAUUCGUCGACCAUAACAUUGGUAUAUUUAUUCUUGAAAUAUUAUAGAGGCAAUGGCGCUUUAUAUCCCAUUUAUUUGAAUAGUUGGGUUCAUGUAAUCAUGUACACGUAUUACUUUUUUGCCAAUAUCUGCAGUGCUGAGGUUAUGAAGAAAUUUAUUUCAAUUAAAAAAUCCAUUACCAUAAUACAAAUGAUUCAGUUCUGCUUCAUAUUGGCCCAUGCUGCUAUUAUGUGGUCAAAUUGUCAGAUUCCCGCCUUGCUAAAAGCCUAUCAUUGUCUUAUUGUGUUAGUUAUAUUUUACGGUUUUUAUGAUUUCUAUAAAAAGGCCUACACAAAUUCGCAGGCCAGCAAAUUAAAAAAUAAGGCCAAGUAAAUGUUGCAUUUAUUGUUAAUUUCCCUAGUACUUGACUGUUUUGUUUGAGUUAGAAUUAAGUUAAAUGAAUAAUAAAAAUGAAAUAAACUGAUA
Calliphora vicina (urban bluebottle blowfly) is the source of this 1082-nucleotide messenger RNA. RefSeq names its product very long chain fatty acid elongase 4. Gene Ontology annotation, molecular function: fatty acid elongase activity. Gene Ontology annotation, cellular component: endoplasmic reticulum membrane. Lineage: Eukaryota; Metazoa; Arthropoda; Insecta; Diptera; Calliphoridae. The coding region runs from base 201 to 989 and encodes 262 amino acids. Gene Ontology annotation, biological process: sphingolipid biosynthetic process; fatty acid elongation, saturated fatty acid; fatty acid elongation, monounsaturated fatty acid. The record is from RefSeq and is a predicted model, not a curated record. The transcript has 5 exons.